AUGACCCACUUCAACAAGGGCCCUUCCUACGGACUCUCAACUGAGGUCAAGAACAAGAUUGCUUCAAAGUAUGAUCAUCAGGCAGAAGAAUAUCUUCACAGUUGGAUAGAAGAGGGGACAGGCAUGAACAUUGCCACCAAUUUCCAGCUGGACUUGAAAGAUGGCAUCUUCUUCUGCGAACUCAUAAACAAACUACAGCCAGCUUCAGUGAAGAAGGUCAAGGAGUCCUUCUUAAACUGGCCUCAGUUGGAGAAUAUUGGCAACUUUAUUAAAGGUAUUCAGGCUUAUGGUAUGAAGCCACAUGACAUAUUCGAAGCAAAUGAUCUUUUUAAGAAUGGAAACAUGACCCAAGUUCAGACUACGCUGUUGAGUCUAGCAGGUCUGGCUAAGAUGAAAAGAUGCCAUACAACCAUUGACAUUGGUGUUAAGUACACAGGAAAACAAACAAGAUGUUUUGAUGAAAGAAAAUUAAAAGCUGGUGAAAGUGUAACUGGCUUGCAGAUGGGAACCAACAAAUGUGCCAGCCAGGCAGGUAUGACAGCCUAUGGAACUAGGAGUCAUCUCUAUGAUCCCAAAAUGCAAACUGACAAAACUUUUUACUAUACCACGAUUAGUCUGCAGAUAGGCACAAACAAAGGAGCCAGAUGGGCAGGAAUGUUAGCACCAGGUACCAGAAGAGACAUCUACCAUCAGAAGCUGACACUACAACCUGUGGACAACUCGACAAUUUCUCUACAGAUGGGUACCAACAAAGUUGCUUCCCAGAAAGGAAUGAGUGUGUACGGGCUUGGGCAGCAAGUAUAUGAUCCCAAAUACUGUGCUGUUCCAACAGAACCCAUCAUUCACAAUGGAAGCCAAGGUACAGGAAAGAACGGGUCAGAAAUCAGUGAUAGCAAUUAUCAGGCAGAAUACCCCGAUGAAUAUCAUGGCGAGUAG
Molecule: messenger RNA, 936 nt
Organism: Choloepus didactylus (southern two-toed sloth)
Lineage: Eukaryota; Metazoa; Chordata; Mammalia; Pilosa; Megalonychidae
Product: calponin-3-like
Exons: 1
Coding region: 1-936 (311 amino acids)
Biological process (GO): actomyosin structure organization
Molecular function (GO): actin binding
Source: RefSeq, a predicted model, not a curated record